Messenger RNA from Nicotiana attenuata, 986 nucleotides. Its product is annotated as thylakoid lumenal 16.5 kDa protein, chloroplastic. Lineage: Eukaryota; Viridiplantae; Streptophyta; Magnoliopsida; Solanales; Solanaceae. Gene Ontology annotation, biological process: photosystem II repair. The coding region runs from base 103 to 771 and encodes 222 amino acids. The record is from RefSeq and is a predicted model, not a curated record. The transcript has 4 exons.
UACUCCAACUUGUUACACUGCCACCAUAUACUAACAGAAAAAACAGAGAAAUUUAAGAGGAAAAAUAAAAAGAAAGGAAAAAAAAAACAAAAGAAACAAAAAAUGGCAACUGUGUGCCUCUCAAAUCCUAAAUCUCUUCUUCCUUCUCUUCAAUCAUCUUCUUUGUCCAAUUUAACAGCCCAAAAAAUCAGUGUUAAGAGACAAUUAAUUGUGUGCAAAGCAGAAAAUAAUGUACUUAAUUUUAAUCCUUUAAUUAUUAGCAAGAGAAGCCUCUCAAUUAGCCUUGCAUCAAGUUUGUUGAUUUCUUUAGCUGGUAACGGCAUUUUUAAUGCCAAUGCUGCAAUUUUAGAAGCUGAUGAAGAUGAUGAGUUGAUGGAAAAGGUGAAAAAGGAUAGAAAGAAAAGGCUUGAAAGACAAGGCAUUAUCAAUUCCUCUACAAAGGAGAAAGGAUACUUGCAAGAUUUGGUAUACAAGCUCAGUAUAGUAGGUCAAGCAAUAGAGAAGAAUGAUUUAUCAGCUGCAAGUUCAGUUCUUGGCCAAAGCACUGAUGCAGAUUGGGUUCAGAAAGUUAAUUCAGCAUUCAACAAGUUUAGUGGUAGCGAUGAGGAGAAAACAGAGAUUGAUUCCUUCAACUCUUCGCUGUCUUCUCUAGUUUCAUCAGUUACUAAGAAUGACAUUGAAGGAACAAAGACAGCUUUUUUGGCAUCAGCAAGUGCAUUUGAGAAAUGGACAACAUUAACAGGAUUGAUUGAAGAGCUAAAAGGGCUUUGAAGCAAAAGGAAUUAGCGUUUCCCUCUUGUAUCUGAUACCUAUUAAUAUGAGAAUUGAGAGAAUUUGGUCCAUGCCAACAUGUUUUCACCAUUGACAUUACUUUUACUGAUUAUGUAUCCACAAAGUUAUAAUCUUUUUCAGUGUUUUUUCCCUCUGUAAAAUGAAAAAUAUAUGUAUUUGAGUUUCAGUUGUAGCUUAAUCUCUUAGCAAAAUGA